Messenger RNA from Chara braunii, 2454 nucleotides. Lineage: Eukaryota; Viridiplantae; Streptophyta; Charophyceae; Charales; Characeae. The record is from the annotation of a GenBank genome assembly.
AACCAGUGGUGAGCGUCCCCUCCCAAUUGAGCGGGAAUAUUAAUUUGUGUUUUGUUGUUAUCAUACUGUCGUGCGCGCAAUGUGGCCAACCAUGCUUUUGCCAAAUGAUGUGCAGGAUCGAAAAGAGAAAGAUCCGGUGGAGGUAUGGGUGUUCGAGGCCGCGGAGCCGGGUCAAGCGCAGGAUUCGGAUUCUGAUUCUGGUUUGCCGCUGGCAUCUGAGCUGCAAGAAAGGCGGAUAUUUAACAGAAAGAGAGGGGAUGAUAAGGGGGAGGGGGAAAAGGAAAUCGUGAUAGACUCACAGGAUGCGAAGAGCUGUGAAAGGACCACUGAAGCAUCAGUUACGGAGAAGCAGCUGUCAUACGAGCAGCUGCAGAAAGCUACAAGCAACUUCUCCCACUCAACCAUGGUGGUGAAGCAUGAUAUGCAGAUCGUUCACCUUGCAAAGCUGCCACGUGGCAAGGCGGCUGUCAUCGAGCAAUUCACUCUGAAAAUUGACACAAAGGAAGAGGUUGGUGUGGAGGAGAUACAUGCGCGAAUUGCUCCCAUUUGCCGCUUAGAGCAUCCCAAUAUCAUCGAGGUCUUGGGGUAUUGCUACGCGUCCAAAGUGCUGCUGAUUGCAUUCGAUCAUCUUCCGAAUGGCACGCUGGAGCAACACCUAUACGGAAGGCGUACAAGCAGCAAGGGUGCAGAGGAGAGCCUGCCAGGUCUAAAUUGGGAACAGAGAAUGAAGGUUGCCCUUGGUUCUGCACGUGGCAUGGAGUAUCUGCACCACGGAACAAGCAAGCCAAUUGUGCAUGGCCAGUUUCAUGCGCGCAAUAUCUUCCUUGAUGAUCACUUCAAUGUGAAAGUGGGGGGCUUUGGUCUUCCAUGGUUGAGCUCGUCAGCAUCCUUUCGGCGCCCACAGGAUGGAAAAGAGCUGGACGAACCACUCCUUGAGCUUCCUUCACCGGAUGGAGCAUGUGUUUCCUCAAAGCAGCUUGAGGAAGAAUCCCCGGAGCCCACGAUGGAGUCAGAUGUGUAUGACUAUGGCGUUGUUCUGCUACAACUCAUAACUGGCCAGAAACCCAUUGAUCCAACUCGGCCUGAUGGCCAACAGUCACUUGUUGAAUGGGUCACUCCACUUCUGUCUGAGGACCUGGAAAAGUUCAGCUGUGUCAUUGACCCCUCCCUAGACGGGAUCUACUCGAGAAAGGCGAUGGCAAAAAUGGCAUGCCUGGCUAAGAGAUGCCUCUCUCAAGAUCCACAGGAAAGACCUUCCUUGCGGGAUAUUGUGGCGGAGGUGGUGGAUUGUCAUCACCGCAAGUUCCCUUCACAUAUCUUGGAGCGCCCGGACAUCUUUUCGUUCUUGGAGACCACCAAUCACUGUUCGCGCCUGUGCCGCGUAUUCUUCAAGACGUGGAGCCUUCAAGAAACGAAGUCUGACAGAAGGGAGGCUGAAACUGACUCGGAGAGAAUCUUCCGCUCCUGGAUUGCAGUGGCAUGAGCAAGUGGAGCAAGCAAGUGAGCCACCGCUGUUGGGCGCACACACUUUAUACCCGUUCUAGUGUAUCUACUGUCUAGUAUGUGGCAGUAUGCCACACACAUGAGGAAGCAAAUGGAAAACAGGUUUGCAAACUCAGUCUUUUUGGCCAACUAGGUUUCUUCUUUUUUGCAUUUGUUUAAUUUCUCUUCCCUGUAUUUUUUUACUAUUUUGUCAACCUCGAUCUCGUCCCCUCGAAUGUGGGCGCGCUGCCCACAGCUCGGAAAGAGGUGGGAGUUUCAAGUGCUGUCCCUCUCUACCCAUGCUGUGGGGAGAGGUGGGCGUAAAAGGGAUUAGGACUCUUUAGGAGCUUAGUGAAGGCGUCAACUACAGUCUUCCCCCGAACACAAAGCAACCUCAUUUUGGCUGUAUCUGCCCGGAAAUAUAACUCGCAUACAUUCAUUUUUAGGGUGCGUUAUGUUCGGGGGAAGACGGUAGCUACUGUUGGGUUACGAGCAGUGGCAAAGGGAAGUCGGAAGAACGAAAGGAUGGCCUCCGAAUUCUGCGCAGGAAGCAGAAAGUCCAUUGUAGCGAGUGGUAGUCAGCUCACUGUAGAGAAGAAGCAAUAUCAUUGGGGAGGCCUGGGAAGCUGGGGGGGGGGGGGGUAGAAGGGGGGGUUAGGAUCUCGGUGACUGCGACAACUGGGGUACCAGCAGUGGACAAGGGAAGACAGAAUGAAAGAGUGGCCUCCAAAUUAUGUGCAAGAAGAAGCUCAUUGUAGUUAGCGAUAGUGCGUUCGCUGUUGAGAAGCGAUACCGGCGGAGGCCUGCGAUGAUUCUGCUUUGAGCAAAAGAGCAGCAGUUGUUAUAACAGAGAUAGAGGCGAAUCUCUGCCACAGUCCAGUGGUCUUCAUGCUUGCUCCCUGGCCAUGCAAAAGCAUGCACAGCACACUGUAGCAGGGAGUCUGGGUGAAAGAAUAAAUAGCCUGUGAAUGC